GAAAAAAUCAUUGUAAAUGCAGAAUUCCCAGCUUUGUUGACUUUCAUCAGCUGCAGAAAUGGAGAUUGAAUCAAUGGUAGCAAACUGUGCACUCAUAAAAGCACGAGAAGUAGGUAACGGUGGGAACCGCAAAGGAAGGAGUCGAAAAUGGAAGGAAUUUCUGCGUUUCCCGCACAUAAACGAGUGCACAGAGCUGGAGGAAAGCAUUGAGCGAGAUUAUUACAGUCUGUGUGUCAAAGAGCCCAUAGGAAAACAUCUCUUCCGGCUUUUCUGUGCAACCAAAUCUGAUCUGCAGCACUGCAUCGACCUGCUGAAACGGUACAUUUGA
This is a messenger RNA of Sinocyclocheilus rhinocerous, 328 nucleotides long. RefSeq names its product G protein-coupled receptor kinase 6-like. The record is from RefSeq and is a predicted model, not a curated record. The coding region runs from base 59 to 328 and encodes 89 amino acids. NCBI's taxonomy places the organism in Eukaryota, Metazoa, Chordata, Actinopteri, Cypriniformes, Cyprinidae. The transcript is spliced from 3 exons.